AUGCGCUUCUCUGCACUUAUCGCACUCGCACUUCUCGCGUCACCUGCUCUCGGCGCGCCUAUUGGGAGCUCAAAAAAGCCCAGGCCAGUCCCAGCCAAGCCCGCUCCUAAGCCCGCCGCUCCUGCUCCGGGCCCUGCGAAGCCAGCGGCGACCAAACCGAAGCCUACGCCCGAAUCUGAGCCUGAUGCGGAGGGAAGUGGUAAUGGAGGCAUCAGCGGCAUUCUCCCUGGAUUCGCAACAGCUGGUACAGAUAUCAUACCAGUCAUUGUAGGAGGCUACCAAGAUAGACAGGCAUUGUCGGCAUCGAUAUCAGCGCAAGCGGCCUUGCAAAGUGCGUCGCUCUCGGCACAGGCUGCAGAGGCCACUGCCACUCUGACGCCUGCAGCUGCGCCCAGUGCUCCAACUCGUCGGAUGGUUCGCCGUACUGCCAAGUCGCGCUUGAGUGGGAAGGAAAGCAGUGGCAGCAAGCCUGCUGGGAAGAAGCCCAGUAUCAGUAUCAAUCCGGCUAUUGGAAACCCUGUGCUCGACGGGACAGGGAAAGUCCUUGCAAGCGUUAUCGCCGGAACAAACGAGAGGAGCCUCAUCAUUGAAGGCGCUAGCGCACAGUUGUCCUUGCUUAGCGCUUCCGUGGCGACGACUGCCCAGGCGUCUGCUAGCGCUCCUGCCUCCGUGACCACUGCCCUCACUAGUGCCUAG
Molecule: messenger RNA, 696 nt
Organism: Gloeophyllum trabeum ATCC 11539
Lineage: Eukaryota; Fungi; Basidiomycota; Agaricomycetes; Gloeophyllales; Gloeophyllaceae
Exons: 4
Coding region: 1-696 (231 amino acids)
Source: RefSeq, a predicted model, not a curated record